AUGGAAGCAGCGGCCGCGGUGCGCAAGGCGCGGAUUGUGGCGCUUCGCGAGUUGAAGCAGGCAGAGGAGGCUGGUGAUGAGGCAGCGAUCUCUGCCAAUGUGUUUGGUCAGCGGGUGAAGCGGCAUUUUCGCUCGAGUGUGCCGCCCGCGGCCCUAUUGCCUCAGCGGGACGAGGCGGCGGCCUCUACGGUGGAAAACGAUGUGCGUGACAUGCAAGAGAGUGUGAUGGCGGAAGAUACGCGAAGGCAGGCGGAGGAGCUAGAUCUUGCGAAUAUUGCGCCGCGCCGUCCGAACUGGGACCUGCGCCGGGACUUGGACGCACGCUUGGCGCUGCUGGAGCCGCGCACGGAGGAAGCGAUACACACGCUGAUUGUGCGCCGCCUUGGCGCGAGUCGCGACCGGCAGGAGGAUGUGGCGAAUGUUCUUGCGAACGAGUGA
Messenger RNA from Malassezia restricta, 438 nucleotides. RefSeq names its product coiled-coil domain protein 12. Gene Ontology annotation, cellular component: U2-type spliceosomal complex; post-mRNA release spliceosomal complex. The transcript has a single exon. NCBI's taxonomy places the organism in Eukaryota, Fungi, Basidiomycota, Malasseziomycetes, Malasseziales, Malasseziaceae. The record is from RefSeq and is a predicted model, not a curated record. The coding region runs from base 1 to 438 and encodes 145 amino acids.